AUGGAAUGGUCGGCGUCGGGCGCCGCCGACGACACCGCCAAAAUGCUCGACGAGCCGCCGCCGCCGCCGUCGUCGGAUGCGUCCGACUUCGUGUUGCGUCCGCUGCGCCUCUGGGAUCGACCGGCGGUUCGCCAACUAUGCAACGAAUGCUUCCCGAUUCAGUAUCCCGAAUGCUGGUACGACGAGGUCGUGUCGGGAUGUCUCGAUUCGGUCGGACUGUUCGAUGGCGCCGUUCUCGCCGCGAUGAUUGUCACCGAGACGAAACUCGUCGCCCAUUGUAAUCCGGAGGACCAAGACAUUCUGAACGAGAUGAAUAGCAAAGUUGUGUACAUAUUGUCGCUAGCGGUGACGAAAACCUAUCGGCGAAUGGGUCUCGCCACGCGAUUACUCAACAAUUUGUUCAAAACGAUUGUUGAUCAGUCGCCCUAUCCAAGAGCGGUAUUCCUGCACGUGUUGUCGACGAACACGCCGGCGCUCAAUUUUUAUCGAAUGAACGGGUUCCAAUGGCAUUCGUCGCUCGUAAACUACUAUCGAAUAGACAAUGAAAACUGCGAUGGGUGCACGUAUGUGAAGUACACGAACGGCUCGAAACCGCCCGUCUCAUUCUACGAGGUGCUCAAAAUGCUUGGCGGCGUCGUGUGUUUUCCGCUGAAAGCGAUUUGUCGAGUAUUGACGAUUUGA
Messenger RNA from Caenorhabditis bovis, 681 nucleotides. NCBI's taxonomy places the organism in Eukaryota, Metazoa, Nematoda, Chromadorea, Rhabditida, Rhabditidae. The record is from the annotation of a GenBank genome assembly.